Messenger RNA from Asparagus officinalis (garden asparagus), 478 nucleotides. RefSeq names its product metallothionein-like protein type 2. Gene Ontology annotation, molecular function: metal ion binding. The transcript is spliced from 3 exons. Bases 76 to 315 code for a protein of 79 amino acids. NCBI's taxonomy places the organism in Eukaryota, Viridiplantae, Streptophyta, Magnoliopsida, Asparagales, Asparagaceae. The record is from RefSeq and is a predicted model, not a curated record.
UAAUUGUCAUCAGAUUAGAGCGUAAUUGAUACAUUUUCGUAAGUGUUUUAGUCCUCUUUAUUAAUUGAGAGCAUAAUGUCUUCUUGUGGUGCUUGUUCCUCUGGUUGCAAGUGUGGCAGCGGCUGCACCUGCAGUGGCUGCACCUGCUGCAAGAGGAACCCAGUCUUUGCUGAAGAGAGUAUCACCACCGCCCAAACCAAGAUCCUUGGUGUUGCACCUGAGAAGGGGUUUGAAGGGUUUGAAGCUGUUGAGGGAGAGAAUGGUGGCUGCAAAUGCGGAUCCAACUGCACCUGUGAUCCAUGCACCUGCAAAUGAGCGAAUAUGGAUCCUUAUGUGAUGUACUAAUAUAAUAAUAUUAGUACUUGGAAUAAUAAUGAGGCCAUAUGCUUCAUUGCUAAGGACUGAAUGUUCUGUGUGCUUUCCUCUAUGUACGCUUUCAUGUCUAUCUUAAUGAAAAUAGUUGUGGUUUAGUGUCUAA